AUGAUAAAUCACAUUGAUCAUCGAAACUCAUUCAGAUACCUUCAAAGAACAAUUGCUUAUGUUCGCCGUGUAUUUCAUCGCACACAAUCACCAACAAGAACACUUUCUCCAAAAGAAUUACGAGAUGCAUUAGUCUUCAUAAUUAAAACUAUUCAGGGCUCAGAAUUUGCAAAGGAAAUCUCUGAUUUAAAACAAUGUAAAGCAGUCAACAGUUCGAGUCAACUAAAUACUUUAGCACCGUUCAUUGACAAACAAGGUGUACUUCGUGUUGGAGGAAGGCUUGAAGCAUCAACAUUGCCAUAUGAUGCUAAACACCCAAUGGUAAUUCCUUACAAUCACUCAAUAGUGAAAUUGAUGUUCAAAAUGAAACAUGAAGAAAAUUCCCAUUGUGCUCCACAAUUAUUGCUAAGCAUAAUGAGACAAAACUUCUGGCCGAUUAAAGGAAAGAUUAUGGCGCGAAACAUUGUUCACAGCUGUGUCAUCUGUUCAAAGGCAAAACCAAAACUGAUGGACCAACUCAUGGGCAACUUACCGACUGAUCGAGUUACUCUAACUAAACCAUUUUUUACCACAGGAGUUGAUUACUGUGGUCCGAUAUGGAUUCAUUAUAAAAUUAGAGGAAAAAGGCCAACAAAGGCAUAUUUAGCAGUAUUUUGCUGUUUCGCGACUAAAGCUGUUCACCUAGAAGUGGUGAGUGACCUGACAACAGAGGCAUUCAUAGCCGCUAUUCAACGUUUUAUCAGCAGAAGAGGAAGAUGCCAAACAAUUUAUAGUGACAAUGCGACUAACUUUGUUGGGGCGAGAAACCAACUACAAGAGCUCCAGUCUACCAUUUAUUCAGAAAAUGGAAAAGAAAAGAUCAUUAAGACCAGUAGUAACAAGGGAAUUGACUUCAAAUUCAUUCCACCAAGAGCUCCUCAUUUUGGAGGACUCUGGGAAGCUGCCGUCAAGUCAGCUAAACAUUUAAUGAUUAAAGGAAUUUUCAACGCUUCAUUGACUUAUGAAGAAUUGACAACAGUCAUAACUGAAAUAGAAGCCAUGUUAAAUUCAAGGCCAAUAACAAAAAUGUCAUCCGAUCCAAAUGAUCUAACAGCGCUUACACCAGGACACUUUCUCAUAGGCGAACCACCUACCACUAAUGUAGAUCCUUAUCAAAAGGAGAGCCGAAUGAGUUUAUCAUCACGAUGGCGUUUAGUUUCUGAACUCAAACAAGAAUUCUGGAGAAGAUGGUCAAAGGAAUAUCUCAAUGAACUCCAAUCAAGGUACAAAUGGAAACAACAAAAGGCAAAUCUAUGCCAAGGUGAUUUAGUCAUUAUUAAAAGAUGA
Teleopsis dalmanni is the source of this 1326-nucleotide messenger RNA. RefSeq lists its product as uncharacterized. Gene Ontology annotation, molecular function: nucleic acid binding. Gene Ontology annotation, biological process: DNA integration. The transcript has a single exon. Bases 1 to 1326 code for a protein of 441 amino acids. Lineage: Eukaryota; Metazoa; Arthropoda; Insecta; Diptera; Diopsidae. The record is from RefSeq and is a predicted model, not a curated record.